CGUUCUGGGGCAAUCAUGAGUUUUGGAGGGUAGCAAGCAAGUUGGGAUUUGAGAUUUGGUUUUUGGAGGAGGUGAAAGGGUACUACGUACGGAUGAGAAUCAAAUACAAGAAGGGCCACGUUUAAGGUCGGGUCUGUUUGUAGAACAACGACACCUACGCUCACCCACCGUGUACAGUUGGAUCUAGAAACGUAGCGGUGGUUUGGAAACACAACAGUAGUAUUAUCAAUACUUUUUGGUCCCAGGUUCAAAUCAAAUCUGAGAAUGGAGGGUAUAUAAAGACUCGGGAGAUCUAACUUCGGCACGGGGAUCAUUGUGUCUUGUCAUGGUUUUCCUCCUAUAUUAAGAAAAAAAAGCCUAUUUUGUGAGCUUCGAGUAAUCAAAUUUAAAAAAAUGUUGAAGAUAUUAGAUCAUAUGUCCUCUCUCUUAUAAUAUAGAAGUAGUCUAAAUAGGCUAUGGCUUUUUAUUACAGAACCUUAGAAUUUAUGAACUCCAACUUAGACUUUUUCGGUAAUUAAAUAUGCAAGAUAGCUCCUAACGGAAUAGUUUUUUUUUGAUAAUUUCAAUAUGAAUAUCUAUGUAGGAAAAUUAUAUAACAAUAAUUUGCAUUCAUUGGAGCUAUUAGAGAAAAACAAGAGCAAUUUAGGCUUUUUCAUUAUUUUUGUAUGGAUAGAAACAUCCCGCUUACAUGCGAAUUGUUGUAAUAGAAUUUGUAUUUAUCUGCAUUAGCCAAUAUAGACAUCUACAUAUGGACUGCAUUUUUUACCCUUCUUAAAAUUUCAUAAAAUAAAAUUCGGAUAAGAUAACUAAUCCACACUAAGAAAUGGAAAAUUCUUAUUUUUAUUUUUUGUAGUAUUAAAUGACGAGCUAGGCCCAUUACCAAAUGGGCGCGGACAGUCGAGAGCAGUCAAUGGGCUUGCGCCCAAAAGGGUCCAACGGAGAUUAUAGAUUUGCAAGAAGGGUAUUAUGGUCACAGAACAAAGCUGAAAAGACUUGCAGUGAUUAGGUCGUCUUCAUCGUCGACAGAUCGAAGGAGGGAGAAAGCAGAGAAAUUCUAAUGGCUUCUCCUUCAAGAGGAUGGACAAGCGCCAGGAUCUCUUACAUCGCUGCCCGCAUCUUCUUCGUUCUCAUCAUCUUCCAACUUCCUCUCUUUAGGGUCCAAUGUAGAUCAGGGAUGUGCACUACACCGAUACAGAUAACAUCUUGCCAGUUAACCGCAAAUGAAAUAUUCCCAUCGGCUGUUGUGAAAGCCCUCCUUUACCCUGGAGCAGCAGUAAACAGUCUCGUCUCAAACAUGACCCUUCCAAAAUGGAACAACAUACUUCACAUGUACAAUCUAACGGAAGUUAAAAAUGCAUCUGCUGUUGUGGAUCUCCAACGCUUAGAGGUACUUUGUGGAAGCUAUUUUGCUGUCGCUGGAGCCCUCAUCGGGGUCAUAAACCCAGGGAGAAUGAGCAUGUUUGGGACUCUUCUUAUAGUUUGGGGUCUCGUGAAAGAGGGAUUUCUUGGAAAACCAGCUAAUACUAAUCCAGCAACGGCUGUUUAUGUCUCUCCUGCAAUGGUUCUCGCUAUAAUAAGCGCUGUGUUUUCCGUGAGGUAUAACCUUAAGAAAGCAGUAAAGGGUAGUCAAGCUCGGCCUGUUGCUAAGCCAUUGCAGAGCUCCGUGAAGUCAAAACUGAAGUGAACUAUGUAAAAUUUAGGAUGAUAAUCCAUGAGAAAACUUAAUUCGGUUUCAUAUAGCUUUCUACUGUUCAAACUUCAAGUUAUCUAUCUAUAUGUAAAAGUUGAAUUUUUUUUGUUUCUUCGCAUUGUUGUAUUUCUAUUGUGAAAUCAAUAGACAACUUAGUGUAGCUUUAAAGCUUGUUAAAUUCUGACUUUCUGGCCAUUGUUGAUAA
This is a messenger RNA of Asparagus officinalis (garden asparagus), 1895 nucleotides long. RefSeq lists its product as uncharacterized. The record is from RefSeq and is a predicted model, not a curated record. The coding region runs from base 1058 to 1684 and encodes 208 amino acids. The transcript has 3 exons. Lineage: Eukaryota; Viridiplantae; Streptophyta; Magnoliopsida; Asparagales; Asparagaceae.